GUUAUUCGAGGGAUCAUGACAUCGUACAGGAGCUACGGUGAUACAGGAGCAUACAGAAGUAGACCUGGCGUCAGCAUCGCUAGCACAUUUGGUAGAAAUAGUUCCGGUGGAAGUAACCUACCAAGCUGUAGAAGCAGUUACUCCGGAGUCGGAUCGAGUUCUAUUCGAACCGUUGCCAAGGAACGGGCGCUUGCUAGUUUUGGAGGUACUUUUCUUAAAAAAGAUAAGUUCGAGGAGAAACCAGCAUUCAAAUAUUCAUGUACUAAAAAUAUCGAUAAAAGUCGAUUGCAUUCCGGAAGAUCGUCGUCCGAAGACGUGAGGGCGAAAAGUCCGCUAUCUGAUAGUAGGUCGUCUCUCCUUGAGAAGUACUCGUUCUCAGCUGGCAAAACAUCGGAGAGGCCGUCUUCCGUGUUGGACAGAUAUAACCGACCGGCUUCGCGGGAAAAGAGCAGAGAGCCCGAAGGAAUAUCGAGGUACGGAUCCAGUACAUAUCCCGGAUCGAGUUUCGGCCGAAGUUACGGUAACGAUGGUAGAACUGAAAAGAAGGACCAUCCGCCAGUUUCCUAUAGAGGAUUACGUCCUAACUCCGGAAAAACGUCGCGCGAGCCCAGUCCGGAAGUCGGUGUCGGAAAAACGAAUUCUUUCAGAGUUUAUUCACGAGCGCCGUCUUAUAGUCGUUCAGCUGCUUUGCCUAAUACAUCCGAAUCGAGCUCAACAAUCUCGAGAUUUGGCUCGACAGCUGGUUCGCGAUUUCUUUCAUCGCGAAGUGGUAACGAACGAAUGUCCACAACUGUAAACUAUUCCGCAGGAGGAAGAUUUCGAAAUUUGAAUAAUAAAGCAAUUAAUCAAAAAGAAGAAGAAGAAAAAGAAAAAUUAAGGUUUGCUACGAAGUCUGACAAAGACAGUCAACACGAAUUGUCAAAAACUACAAAUCGAAUAGAAGAGAACGAAAUCAACAAUAAACUUCCUAAUAACGAGUUUGUGACGUUAACAGUAGUGACAAGAGGUACUUCACCGACGCCUCCAGUUUCUUCGUCCUAUGUCAGAAAUAAACGAACAGAGAGUAAGGUUAUUCAACAAAACGAAGUGAUUAAACAUCGAAAACUGGCGGAUACCACUGACGAAGAAAUACAGUGUGAUCAAAUGGAAGAACCGUCAAGAUUCUCGAGGUAUGGCAGUAGCAACAGAGCAUCUGGUGUACCUUGGUCAACGUAUCUGGAUAAAUAUUCAAGUGCAUCCUCAACUGGUAAUCCAUCUAUUUAUUCGUCUAGAGGAUAUACUAAUGCGAGUUCUUCUAGUGGUAGACUUAAUAACUUCGCGUAUAAGAAAAUGAAUGAAGCAUCGAAAAAUGAAUCCUCUGUCAAAGAAUUAUCGAGUUUAAAUCAAGAAAUUCAUAACUCUGAUAAUAAAAGUCAAAAUGAGAAAUUUUUCAGUGAUUUAAGCUGCACAACUAAUGACGAGACUUUAUUAGCGUCCAAUGAUUUGAAGAUAUCGAACUGUCAAAAUAUUCAUAACAUAAAUAAAGAAGAUAGAAUUCAUGAUAGCGAACGAUGUUGCUGUGGUGCACGAAAGACUGAAACAAACGGAAGCUCCAAUAAUUUAAGAAGUUCUAAUAAUCAGAAUCUCGCUUUUUAUCGCAGAGAGGAUUCAAUAACGAAGGAUUCACAGGAUGCGAAAUGUGAUGAAUAUAACAAAAAAAAAUCGUCCAUUUUGCGAUUGAAACAUACUUCGCCAAAAAAUGAAACAAAAAUAUCUAAAUGUUCCUUAAAGAAUGAAAUAACAUCAUCGAAACUCAAUGCUUAUAACGAAAGAAGAGGAUCCACUUCCAAAUCUGACACCAACUCUUCUUCUAGAGAAGAAUCUCUUCGAAUUGUCGAAGGACACAAUCAAGACCAAAAUGAAGAAGUUACUUCUCAAAAGCGUAAUACUUCACAAAGAAAAGAUUCGACAUCAAGAGGUUCUUCGCAAAGUCGUUCAGCAUCGACAUCACAAACUCGGAAUAUACCGACGAAGAACAUUCCGCGUCAAAUGACGCGAACCGGCUCGUCAGACGGAUCUUCUGUAAAUAUGCCAAUUGGCAGAUCGAAAUCAUCGUCAGCUAGUUCGGUGACGAGUCAGAGUAUAAAAAUAAAAACGACAACGCCGCCAUCGCCCGGAAAAUCAUCCACCGGUUCGAUCCUAUCAUCAGUGAAUUUACGACAAGGCGGUUCGCCGGACGCGCGCGGCAAACCACCUGUGCCGAAGAAUGAUACUACGACCGCCGCCACGCCGAAGUGCACCGUGGCAGCGAAGUACGUGAACAAAGAUUUCCGCAAGUCGACCUUGAACAUGGAGAACGGUGACUUAUCAUGCUCUACUAAGUACGCGAGGAGAAAGAAAAGUCAGAGGAACAUUUCUGUCAACGCUCAGGAUUCUGAAAUGACUUCGGACCAUAUUCCCCAGACAGUAUCUUCGGGAUCCUUAACCUCAAUGAAGUCCGGACAAUCGAGAUUCAGGACUCCGUCUGCAGAAUCAAAGCCAAUUCUUGGCAGAAAUAGUUCGAAUGGCUCAACUAAAUGGGAAGAAUCGAAAAGUGGCUCAAAGUCACCUUGCGGAAUAAAAAAGAGGCCAUCUGGGACGUUUAGUUCCAGCACUAGUAGUCAGUCGACCUCUGUGAAUUCCUCCAGCAGCGAGGAUGACAACGAUCAUACUGACAAGACGGGAUCGAGACGGAGAAGAAAAAGAACAAAAUCACCUACGCGCGAAGUGAAAGGUAAAAUCAGUGCGGGAUCAUCGAGAACAAGCGUGUUGGCGUCGUCGGCUGAUGAUAUGUCAAUGAUGACGGAGAAACCACCUAGACCACCCUCUAAUCCAAAAUCUAAAAGUGAUCGUUCCGUGAAGACAGAAGAGGCCAAGUCCUUUCUGAUGAGAGCAUUAGCGCCAGUAACGAAUUUUUUUAAGAAUAAAAAUCAAGAUUCCGAUGAUACAAAUAAAUCAGAUGGUUGGAUUGAGUCUUUUGAAGAAAAUCAUGAAGUCAAUAAUAAAUUAGGACAGCCAUUUUCGAAGUCAAUUGGUCAGAAUUUAUCAAACGAUCCUAGCCUCACUAAUUCUCCAAAGAGUGACGGGCUAAGAGGAAAUAAUAUGAAGGUUCAACAUCAGUCUUCUGGCGAAAAGCCAUGGUGGUUGGAUUCAAAUUCCGAUAAUGUUCCUGAGGGAGUUCAAAGAGCUAGUCCAUGGAACAAUGACAUUAGUCAGGACACAACGGUUAGCACGGCCUUACCAGAUGACGGAAAAUAUAAACUUAAAAUUUGGCGACAAGGAUCAGAAGAAUAUGCAUGGUGGUUGGACGAUGUUGCAACGGAAGAAACAAAAAAAUCACCGGUGUCUUCUAUUUCGAGAUCUAGGGGAUCUAGUCGAGGUAGUUUUCGGUCAGCUGAUCGACGAAAUCGUAUCAGGCAUCAGCAGUCCGGUGAACGAGCGUGGUGGAUGAGCGACGAUCCUGAAAACGUUCCGGAAGGCAUCGAGGUUAUUCCAGUGGCGUCUGCUGAUAGUCAAAGUACCGACAACCCUGUCGUUAACGAGAGCAUUUACACUUCAAAACCGCUUAAGAAAAUCCGACAUAUUGAAUCUGGGGAGAAGGCAUGGUGGAUGGACAGCUCCUCCAAUGUUCCUGACGGAGUCGUCAGGAUUCCCGUGGAAAUUCCCAACAGCACUUCCGAUUCUUCCGAGUCAUACGAGAAGAUCGAUAUCGGUAUUAACCCCGAACCUGAGACGUAUGUUAAGAGAAGCCUCUCUAGAUUUCCUAUCGAAUUUCCACCACCACCAUCCGAACCGUUAGGAGAUCGUGCUAGUCCAGAAGGAGUCGAGAAUCCACCUGAUCCUCCAGAUAAUUAUGGGGGACGAAAAUCUCCUUAUGACAAUAUACAAUCGACACCUCGGAGAUUGCCACCGCGGAAACGACCCUCUACAUUGCCUUUAUUUAUUGGCGAGCAUACUGACAUCGAUGACGUGCUUGGUAAUACUGCUAUGCUGUGCCACAGUCCAGUUCUCUCCCGUGUUCGUAAACAGGAAUGUGUUGAAGAGGACAUUUCUGAAGACAGUUCGGAAUGUGAAGAAAUAGAUGCAAACCAGGUGAUUAUUCAUGACGGCACACUAAAAACAUCAAUGAUUCAACGAAGAAAUCGAGACAAUAAAAGAAUUCAACCCGAUGGCUACAUUCCGCUCGAUGACACGGCGCUCCAGUUAUACAAGGGCGGCGAUUAUGGUGCUUACCUGGACCUUGAGGCAUCUAUCAAUGAGCAACAGGAAGAAUUUGAGGGCUUUCAUGAAGGUGAAAGCCGGAAGAACGCGAUUAUUCUCAGGACCCAGCUGUCCGUGAGGGUUCACACCAUCAUAGAAAAAUUGCUGAACAGCGAGGGCCGCGAGCUGCGACGGGCUCUCUUCUCCCUCAAGCAGAUUUUUCAGGAGGACAAGGAUCUGGUACACGAAUUUGUGCAAAAUGAUGGACUCGCUUGCCUGAUCAAAGUCAGCAGCGAAGCCGACCAGAAUUAUCAAAAUUACAUUUUACGAGCACUCGGCCAGGUGAUGCUGUAUGUCGACGGUAUGAACGGGGUGAUGGAACAUGGGCAGACAGUGGAAUGGUUAUAUACGUUAAUUGCUAGUCGUUUUCGGCUGGUGGUGAAGACGGCGUUGAAACUACUGCUCGUAUUUGUGGAAUACGUGGAAACAAACAGUCUGCUAUUGGUCAGAGCUGUAAGGGCGGUCGAUCAAGCCAGGGGCGUGGUACCGUGGAUUAACGUAAUGAAACUUCUGAAGGAUUAUGAUGCUGCUGACACAGAGUUGCUUAUAUACGCAACAACUUUGAUCAACAAGUGUUUGAACGGUAUCCCCGAUCAAGACACGUACUACGAUCAAGUGGACUGCCUGGAGGAACAGGGUAUGGAGGGCGUUAUCCAGAGGUACAUGUCAAAACAGGGUACAGAUCUUGACUUGCUCAGGCAGUUUCAGAUUUACGAAGCGGUACUGCAUCACGAAGAUGGAGACAGAGGAUCGCCUAUACGUCAAUUGGAUGACAAUAUAAGAAAAACUUUACGAAACCGAAAGUCUCUAGUGGAUUCUCACGAAAGGCGAAAAUCUCGGAGGCAUUCCACGGGUAAUUCACCCCUGUCAAUGUCUAUGAAUGCACGGCUGAGCCCACGACUGAAUCAUACUCUGGGUGUGAAUACGCUGAAUAACACCUUGAAUUCGAACCUACCAGAUGAUGACGACGAAUCAAGUAGUUCUCAAAGUUCUCAGGGUCAUCUAGGUGAGGUUCAGCUCAAUGGUAGUUACAAAGAGAAUAAAGUGGAUGUUGGUGUUACACCAGCGCUGAGACGACGAAGAGAACGCGCAGAGAGACAGAGGAGCUUCAUUAGAGAGCAACAAGAGGCUACUGCAAAUCUGAGAGCUUCGCUUGGUCAUACUGAUGAUCAGGAAAGUCAGUUCGCAACAAACAGUCUACGAUAUACAAACGGUAUCUCUUAUGAGAGGAACGCUGAUUCUGCUUCGAACAAGUUGUCCAGAACGAACAGCAGAAAAGACUUGACGCCCUUGAUGAAUGCCGCGAACAAGCUCGACUCGGAGGAGAAGAAACCAUGGUACGGCAAAAGUCCCAACGAAGGUGUCGAGUACAACGAGAGUAAUCACACCGACGAAGACGAGGAUCGUCGAGUGGUUCUACAGCUUAAGAGGGAAGGAACUGUCAAGGAUCUCACUCAGAAGUUGGCAGCACAGAAUCUUAUACCUAGCAGCCCUGUGGAAGAGAAAGUUUCCAGGAUAGGAGAUAUGAGCGGGUUGAUCUCGAAAGCAAAAGAAGGUCUAGCAAAGUCGAAGUCAAAAGCGGACGUACUAAAAUCGCCAACCAGCGAUAAUUUGCCGAAACUGCAGGAAACGAAGAAAUCAGAGAAUGAACUGCACUGGGAGGAACUGGUAAAAAAACUGAAAAGACCAUUGGCACUUUGCGACUUGGAUUUCACCGAUCUAAAUUCCGAAGAUGAGAUCGAUGUGCUGGGAUCUGCUAAUGUGACGAAUGGAGUGCCACCGCCGCCACCACCGAUGGCACCUUCAAAUGGAGAUGCUUCGGCACCUCCGCCACCGCCAUUGGGAGCGAGAUUGCCACCACCCCUUCCUCAGGGUCCCCCGCUGCUAUUCGGUGUCAGUUUGAAGAUGUCGAGGCCAUCGCUACUAACUAACGAGACCAGUAACACGCCAAAAAGUCCGCCAUCGUUACUCGCGAAGAAGAGCAAGAAGACGGUGAAGCUGUUCUGGAAGGAAGUACGAGACGAUCCCAACAUUCUUGCACGGCUCGACAAACACAAGAUGAUCUGGGACGAACUAACGCCUGUGGCCGUCGACACACAAAAGCUCGAGCAUCUUUUCGAGAGUCGCGCUAAGGAUCUCAUCACCAAGAAACAGCAGGAGAUGAACAAGAACAAGGAAAUUAUUGUGCUAAAUCAUAAAAGAUCGAACGCCAUUAACAUUGGUAUGACGAAACUGCCGCCGCCAAGAUCCAUCAAGACUGCGAUUUUGAAAAUGGAUGCUACAAUCAUGAAUAGAGAGGGUAUCGAGAAAUUGCUAACAAUGCUACCUACUAAGGAAGAAAAGUCCAGGAUACAAGAGGCACAAGCUGCCAAUCCUGACCUUCCCUUAGGAUCGGCCGAACAGUUCCUUUUAACUUUGACCUCCAUUUCGGAAUUGCCAGCAAGACUAAAGCUGUGGGCAUUCAAGCUAGACUUCGAAAAUUCCGAAAAAGAAAUCGCAGAUCCUUUAAUGGAUUUGAAACAGGGUAUGGAGACCUUACGAGUGAAUAAAACGUUCCGUGGGAUUCUAAGCACACUCCUUUCGAUCGGGAUAUUCCUCAACGGAAAUGAGGUGAAGGGCUUUCAACUAGAAUACCUCGUCAAAGUACCUGAAGUGAAGGAUACGGUUCACAAACACUCGUUACUUCAUCAUCUUUGCCACAUGGUGAUGGAGAAGUUUCCGGAUUCUACAGACCUCUAUUCCGAGAUUGGUGCAGUAACGAGAGCCUCGAAAAUCGAUUUCGACGAGUUGGCGGCGAACAUCGCGAAACUCGAGAGCGAGUGCAAAGCGUCUUGGGACCAUCUCAAGCUCAUUGCGAAGCACGAUGGUUCUACGAUGAUGAAGGUCAAGAUGUCUGAUUUCCUUGCUGAUUGUGCCGAAAGGAUAAUCGUCUUAGGCAUCGUUCACAGACGUAUCAUAAACCGUUUCCGCAAAUUCAUUCUGUGGUUGGGUAUACCACUGCACAGGAUACAAGACACAAAACCAAACGAGUUUUGUAGGAUUGUGUCCGAAUUUGCUCUGGAGUACAGAACCACUAGGGAACGAGUGAUACAGCAGCUUGAGAAGAAAGCCAAUCAUCGAGAACGCAAUAAGACCAGAGGGAAGAUGAUAACAGAGGUCGGUAAGUUUCGUACAAAAGAGGAUCGAGCGGAUGCGGAACUCAGACAACUACUUGGCAGUGACAUUUCAGAUGUCGAGAGUAUCCACGGCACUUUACCAUGGAGAAGACAGAAGAAAGACGGACGUAUAAUUUCACUGGGUCCGGUACUCAGGGACGAAAGCACCAAUGGUAACUUAGCUGAUGGCGUUGACGAAUUAUUGGAAUCUCUGGUGAAAACCGCAACAAAAACGCCAGCCACUAGAACCACGCCACGCGAACGCAAGAGGACCAGACACGCCGAUCGUAAGUCUUUGCGUAGAACGUUAAAGAACGGUCUCUCGGAAGAAGAGAAGAAGCACAUCGCCGCCUACAUCAAGGGCUACUGACUGUGAUAAUACUCGAAGGCCACGACAUGCUCUCACGAAACAAGACGAAGAAAGAAUGGAAAGUUAAUACUGCGAAGGGGCGGAACAGUGGAAGCUCGGUGAAAACAUUGCGACCUCUCCGUCGUAGAUCUUCGAUUAUAGGAUCCUGUUUUCCCCUAUUACCAGGGGAACUAUUACAGGCUCCGAGAUCGAAUCUGAUAUCGACGAUCGAUUCUACGACACGUCGCUGACGUUCGUCGAAUUUAAUAUUUGCGUGAAGCCCCAUGUGCACUUUAUGUGCACCUAUCAUUCGAUUUGCUAAGGUAGGAUAAUAAGUAUGAGCAAAAAAAAAACAAGAAAAAGAUAUUAUAGUUUUGUUGAAUUAAACAAGUAUUAAUCGGUGAUUUAGGCUUAAGCCAAUGAUUGAGAACAGGUAUUUCUCUUAACACGUCGUUCGCGCACGAGAAACAAUAUCUCGGAUGCGUAUUAGGAAUUAUUAUUUAGGAAUGUCCUUAUAGAUAGAUUUUUGUUAUGUAAGUCCUUCUGUAAAAAAAUUUUUUUGUUUUACAAAAUUUUCCUUAUUUUGUAUAGAAAUUUCUGAAAAUUUCAAGUUGUUUACGUUCCCUUUUGCCUCUUUGAAAGUUAUUACACGUGUUGUGCGUAUAUUAUAUACAUUUUACGUAUGUAUCGUACUCGGUACUUCUCGGAAGAUUCACUUGAAUCGCGGACGACAGGGUCGACUUGACAAUCAUAUAACAUCACGUGCCUCGACGAAUUUUUAUAAUCGAUCGAUUUUUAAGAGCGACUACUCCGAGUAAUCGAUGCUUUUGUUCGCAUCGAUCCAUUUAUAAUGAAGAAACAGCCAUUUUGCAUACGAAGUAAAUAUAUAUUCUAGAUUCUAGAACGAUUCCUGUCGAAUAGCAAACACAUAUCGGACGACAUAAAUCUGCCUAGCAGCUUAAUUAUUUUAAUCAUCAUUUUAUUAUUGCGUUUCGUAAAAACGCAUAAUCACAUUCAUUGUAACUUUCUGUGGAAAUGAUUCUUUAAAUAAAAGGAGACGCAAUUAUAAAAAUAGA
This is a messenger RNA of Acromyrmex echinatior (Panamanian leafcutter ant), 8858 nucleotides long. RefSeq names its product Formin homology 2 domain containing (gene Fhos). Gene Ontology annotation, biological process: cortical actin cytoskeleton organization. Lineage: Eukaryota; Metazoa; Arthropoda; Insecta; Hymenoptera; Formicidae. Gene Ontology annotation, cellular component: cytoskeleton; cytoplasm. The record is from RefSeq and is a predicted model, not a curated record. Gene Ontology annotation, molecular function: actin filament binding.